This is a messenger RNA of Zingiber officinale, 1793 nucleotides long. RefSeq names its product 3-ketoacyl-CoA synthase 6-like. Bases 95 to 1612 code for a protein of 505 amino acids. Gene Ontology annotation, cellular component: membrane. Gene Ontology annotation, biological process: fatty acid biosynthetic process. The transcript has a single exon. Lineage: Eukaryota; Viridiplantae; Streptophyta; Magnoliopsida; Zingiberales; Zingiberaceae. Gene Ontology annotation, molecular function: acyltransferase activity, transferring groups other than amino-acyl groups. The record is from RefSeq and is a predicted model, not a curated record.
UCGCAUUCAUUGCUCCACGGACAUAAAUAAUUAGCUCGCACAUUUAUCUCUAUACAUCAACCCCUCCCUCGCUAGCUAGCUACUACACUGCAGCAUGACGUCGUCGUCGGAGCCAUUGCCGGAGUUCUUGAGCUCGGUGAAGCUCAAGUAUGUCAAGCUGGGGUACCGGUACGUGAUCAGCAAGUUGGUGACCUUGGUCCUCAUCCCUGUCAUGGCGGCCCUCCUCCUCGAAGCGCUGAAGCUGGAUCCGGCAGAGGUCGUUUCCCUCUGGCGCCGAGCCCAAGGCAUGAGCGCCGUCCAUACUCUGGCCACCGUUUUCCUCCUCGUUCUGGUCGCCACCGCCUACUUCAUGUCGCGGCCGCGCCCCAUCUUCCUGGUCGACUUCGCCUGCUUCCUCCCGGCCCCAAACUGCCGCGUCCCCUUCGCCACCUACCUCGAGCACGCGCGCCUCAUGCCCUUCUUCGACGAGAAGAGUGUCCGAUUCCAGCUGCGUAUUCUGGAGCGCUCCGGCCUCGGCGAGGAGACCUGCCUCCCGCCGGAUAACCACUACAUCCCCCCGCGUAACUCCCUGGGGACUGCCCGCGCCGAGGCAGAGCUCGUCAUCUUCUCCGCUCUCGACCAGCUCAUCGCCAAGACUGGCCUCAAGCCCAAAGACGUGGACAUUCUCGUCGUCAACUGCAGUCUCUUCUCGCCCACGCCGUCGUUGUCGGCCAUGGUGGUGAACAGGUACAAGCUGCGGAGCAACAUCCUGAGCUUCAACCUCUCCGGCAUGGGUUGCAGCGCGGGGCUGAUCUCCAUCGACCUCGCGCGCGACCUCCUGCAGGCGCAUCCCAACUCCUACGCCCUCGUCGUCUCCACCGAGAUCAUCACGCCCAAUUACUACACCGGCAACGAACGCUCGAUGCUGCUCCCCAACUGCCUCUUCCGCAUGGGCGCCGCCGCGGUUCUGCUGUCCAACCGCCGGAGGGACCGCGGCCGCGCCAAGUACCGCCUGCUUCACGUGGUGCGCACCCACAGAGGAGCCGACGACCAAGCCUACCGCUGCGUGAACGAGGAGGAGGACCGCGACGGCAACUCCGGGAUUAGCCUUUCCAAGGACCUCAUGGCCAUCGCCGGGGAGGCCCUGCGAACCAACAUCACGACAGUGGGUCCACUGGUUCUGCCGGUGACGGAGCAGCUGCGCUUCCUGGCCAGUCUCGUGCGUCGGCGCUUGAUCAUGGCGGGGGCGCGGCCAGGGUGGAGGCCUUACAUCCCCGACUUCACGCGCGCCUUCGAGCACUUCUGCAUCCACGCCGGAGGCAGAGCCGUGAUCGACGAGCUGCAGCGCAACCUUCGUCUGUCGUCGGAACACGUCGAGGCGUCGCGCAUGGCCCUGCACCGGUUCGGGAACACGUCGAGCAGCUCGCUGUGGUACGAGCUGGGGUACAUCGAAGCCAAGGGCCGCAUGCGCCGCGGGGACCGCGUGUGGAUGAUCGGCUUCGGCAGCGGGUUCAAGUGCAACAGCGCGGUGUGGCGGUGCCUCCGCUCGGUGGAAACGCCGGUGGAGGGGCCGUGGGCGGAGUGCAUCCACCGCUACCCAGUGGACAUCCCCGAGGUGGUCAAGCUGCUGUAAUUACUGCAUGCAUGUUGCCACUUCAAUUCAUCUGAUCUUUAGUUAUUAUUCACUGGCGUUGUGAUUGUUACUGCACAGCGUCUUCGUCCGCUAGCCAGUUGUUACCUAUCUGGAUUACGUACGGUUGCUGUUGUAAUUCAUUAAGAAGGUUUUAAUGACCACAGCAAUUGAUUUGAGCAAA